Molecule: messenger RNA, 1127 nt
Organism: Engraulis encrasicolus (European anchovy)
Lineage: Eukaryota; Metazoa; Chordata; Actinopteri; Clupeiformes; Engraulidae
Gene: bacc1
Product: chromosome 7 C17orf49 homolog
Exons: 5
Coding region: 423-935 (170 amino acids)
Cellular component (GO): MLL1 complex; NURF complex
Source: RefSeq, a predicted model, not a curated record
UGUCGGAUCUGCACGCAGAGGACGACGGGAAUUUUCAUCGCAAAUCCUGAACUCCACAGAAGGGUUUUGGAUUUAGGUCUUGGUUAUUAGUGCUUUAGUAUAUACUUUAAACAAAAUAGCUUCAUCUUCUCAUAGUUACAGUCUCUUUAAGUUUUAUCAAUACAUGCAAUUUAGGUUUUUUAUCUAUAAAGGGGAAAUUAUAGCUAUUGCUCAGUGAGCUAGGAAGUGAGCUAGCUAGUUAGCAUAGCCAUUGUUUAUCUUCUCGCUGCAUCUCCCUACUUCAUUGCCGCUACAAAUGGGUCCUGCAUAGUACACCAGUUGCUGUUUGAUCGGCAAACAGUGGUCAUUUUCUUAGAAGGGAUACGGUGUUGUUAUCAUUGACAGAUUGCGACCAUCCUACGUUAAAGUGAGAACGAACCAUCAUGACUUCGGCUUCAGCAAAAGUCGGGGAGAUCUUCUCUGCAGCUGGGGCUGCAUUCACAAAGCUGGGCGAACUAACCAUGCAACUGCACCCAGUGUCAGACUCAAGUCCUGCAGGUGCUCAAAUUAAGACCACAGUCAAGAGGAAACUGUACGAAGACAGCAGGGUGCCACUGUCGCCCGAGUCGCCCAAGAAGACCAUGAAGAAGACUGCCGUGGCUCUGGCGGCAGCCCCCGCUCCCGUGGCGCCCACAGUCAUCACCGUGCCCACGUCGCAAGUGGUGGUGACAACAGGCCUCCAGACUCAGUCGCCCAUGCCGCCCCCCAUCAAGAAACAGAAGACAGCAGAUGUUACUUUAAGUGCUUUGAAUGACUCGGACGUGAAUAGUGACCUGGUGGACAUUGAAGGCCUUGGAGAGGGAUCUACUAAGAAGCUGAACUUUGAUCAAGAGAGCCUGAAUUUUGACUCCAGUUUGAUCAUGAACUCCAGCGACUUGCCCUUGCUUUCACGCUGACCCGUGGCUCAACCUCACAAUGUGUAGAAGCCCAUCAAAAGCAGCUGGCUUGAUCAACAUCAAGUCCCAUCAUUCAGAUUUUGUACAGUACUCUGUGUUUUUUCUAGAUUGUACGAUGUGUUUUUAGUUUAAGCCUCUUUUCUCCAAAAUAAAUGUCACAUUCAGGUUUCCUGACUGUGUUUUACCCAUUUA